AUGUCCUGUGGUCAUGCAGUCACCCCAGAGUCUCUGACCGGAUGGUGCCGCAGCCUCCUGGACCAGGUAGACAUACAAACUGACACAGCUGAGAAGUGUGGUGCUGAGUGGACUUACCCAGAGUUACAUAGACUAGCUGUGCUCACCACUGAGGAGAUGGAGCACUUUGAGAAGACCAUGGCUGCCUCAGCCGCUGCCACAUACUGUGAAUACAAAUCAUGCCCUGGCUGUAACACCUAUGUAGAGAGAGAGGAUCUGUCCAACCUCUGUGUGAUGUGUACAGUGUGUACUGCAGACAACGGCCAGGCGUACGAGUUCUGCUGGCAGUGUAUGAAGCAGUGGAAAGGUCCCCAGGAGCGUUCUGACCACUGUGACAAUGAUGGCUGCAUCAACCAGGAUCUUGAACUGCUGAAGAACUGCAAAACCACCACUUUGACUGAGGUUCAGGGGGUCUCUGACUGCCCCUCCAUUCGUGCCUGUCCCACCUGUGGCCAACGGGUGGAGCACGACAAGACUGGUUGUAAGAAUAUUCUCUGCCCGAGAUGCAAUGUGGAGUUCUGCUUUGUGUGCCUGAAGCUCACAUCUGACUGCUUGGAGACCAGUUCAUAUUUCAUAGCCUGCUCUGAUGGUGUUGCCCCUAGGCAGACCUCUAUACCUGUGUGGUGUAGAAACUGAUAGAAAAAACACCCAUAUCUACAUACUGUAUUUCUUUUCUGCAUUGUUUUUGCUCUUCUAGAUUAUUUCUACCUUUACAUACGUUGGUGUACUGUUCGAGUGUCA
Messenger RNA from Esox lucius (northern pike), 780 nucleotides. Its product is annotated as probable E3 ubiquitin-protein ligase RNF144A-A. NCBI's taxonomy places the organism in Eukaryota, Metazoa, Chordata, Actinopteri, Esociformes, Esocidae. The transcript is spliced from 3 exons. The record is from RefSeq and is a predicted model, not a curated record. The coding region runs from base 1 to 675 and encodes 224 amino acids.